Sclerotinia trifoliorum is the source of this 1664-nucleotide messenger RNA. Lineage: Eukaryota; Fungi; Ascomycota; Leotiomycetes; Helotiales; Sclerotiniaceae. The record is from the annotation of a GenBank genome assembly.
AUGCUCAAUCCAUUAAUGAUAUGAUUUUAUACAUAUUUUCCUUUGGAAAUAUUUCCACCGGGUAAUCCUUCCAUUGAAUAUGUAUGCGUUACACUUUAUCAGAGUUUGCGGAUUUCAUUCCAGUGUUGGUAUCAUAUUCCGCUUUCUCAACAUGUUUGCGGAUGGCCGCAAACAAAAAUAACACCGAUAGCGAUGAAUACUCCCACUUUACUGUAUAUUUCCUGAGGAGUUAUUGACAAACACUUCUUCGAAGUCGAAUUAAGCCUCCAGGUAGGAUGGUUUCGUUACGCGCGCACUUCCAGCGUGCGAUGGACGACUCCCGUGUUGGUUGAUCCCACGAUGGUGCUUUCCACAUAGCCACCUUGUCCAACUUACUACUGCCCUUCAAGAUCCAUGUAAUAUAUACGCUCUCCCGGUAAUAUUUAAUUGUCAAAUCAUUGUGCUUUUUUGAUCGGUAUAUAUUCUUAAGAAUGAGUAUCUUUAACCAAUCGACAGAGACUUCCGUCGUGAAGCACGUCCCAGCAACACGGAGUAUGCGUCGCAUUAUUGCAUCUCGAUAUCUUCAGUCUAUAGAAAGCUGUCCACAUAGCAUCUCCCGCAGUACAUCUUUGUCAAAAUUGACUUAUUUCGCGCUAUUUAGCAAUCUACCAUUUGAACUCCGCGCUGAAGUUUGGGCGUUUGCUCUCCUAGAGCCUCAUACAAUAGAGCUCGAAUUCCCACCUCUCAUGGAUACAAUACCGCAGCGGAGUUUUCGGAUCAAGACACCGCACCCUCUUCUCUCAGCUUGCAAAGAAUCCAGAGCGGAGAUGUUAAAGCGGUACCGACUGUCUGAAUAUUCGAGACACAAUUCAUUUUCUAUUAAUUUUGCCUUCAAUUCAUUGUUCCUCAAGAAUCUCGACUUUGGUUUCAGUCGAGGCUGUUGGUCACCAACGACAAAUACUCUCAGCAGUGGUGUGCACUUGAUGCUUUUACUGGGCAUUUUUGACUGCGUAGAAAGUUUAGUGAUUUCUCGAGAAUCAAUUUUAGAUGCAGAAUGCGAAGCAGAAAACAUUAUCCGCCAUUGGUUUCCAAAUCUUUGUUUACUCAUCGUUACUGUUGGCUUUCGAAGCGAGGAUGAACUCGUGUUGAAACGCUAUUCUCAACUUGUACUACAUCCAGAAGAUGAUCGCCACAUUUCAGUCCUCAGUUCAACACCACCGAUGUGUCAAUGGGACGCAAUAUACGCUUCAGGGAUAAAAGUAAAUAUGCAGCGGCGAUUUGCAAGACAAGAAAGAAUUCACAGAAAUUAUAUUGCGCCGAUUGUGAAUGUCGUGAGCGCCAGUCAACGCCAGUGAAUGCUAUGGUGGAAUGUAGGAUUGCUUGGUCUGGCUGCUACAAUCAUUAAUAGCACCGUGCUGCGCAAAACCGGUACAAGAGUGAUUUCAGCGUCCUUUUCGAUGAUCAACUCAAGUAUUCACGAAAAGAAACAAGAUUUCGAUGUUCGGCAUAGCAAGAAUUUAUGUCAACUCUGGCGAUUUAUAAGUUGACACAAGCCCUGGCGGCGCCUGUUUCGUUGUCCAAAGAGCAGUUUGAACUGGAUAUGUCUCAGAAAAAGAGGAUUCAUCGACAAGGAUCAUGUGAGCUACUUUAUCUAUCCGGGUUAUUACCAAACUGUCGGGAAUGUC